GACAAGUUGAAUUUAAGGGUCUGGGAAAGUUGCACCGACGAUAGGAGAAUGCGAGACGGAUUGCAGUGACAUUACCUUUCGGUAACAGCGCAAAAAUUUUCUGGAUAUUUUAAAAGCAGAACCAUUUUUUACCCGUUCAUGUAUGUGCCAGCCUCUCGACUAAGCAACAAGGGAGCACCUUACUCCCGGCUGCUGCAGUGCCAAUGCAGAGAGGCGCAAGGGGACGCCCGCGCCCAGUUUUGACGCCUUCCACCACUAGAAUCCGCGAAAAUCAGCGCGGGAAAGAGCGCGCGAGCGCCACCACAGACCAGACCGUAGGGGGGGGGCAUGCAGCCUUAGAGCCUACAUAGAUGUAGACUGUGCACCCUUUUGGCAUUUCUACACUGAGCUGCUUGGCGCUUUGUUUCCUUUUUGUUCAUAAAUUUUCCCGCUGGCGGUGACCAAAGUUCGCGAUCAUUUCCAGACUUACCGCUCUCAGUGAUGAGACACGCGGGCUUCCGUAAUGGAGAUGCAAACAAGCGCCUGGAAGACGUCUUUGCGAGACUGCAGAAACGUCGCGACGACAAUGAAAAGGAGCAAGACCAACAGCGCGAGCAGAUGGCUGCAAUCAAAGAGCAAAAGGAAAUGCUUGACAAAGGUCGGCCUGCCUUAGAGAUGGAGAAAAUAGAAAGACGAGUGAUGGCUGAAGCUUUUGAGAAAUCUACUGAGCCAGAAAGAAUGGCGCCGGAAACAAGCAAAAAACAAAAAAAACGAUAUGGAAACGGCACUCUAGUGGGUCGCCACGCUUCUGCACUGGUUGGCAGUGUCACAGGAUUGGGAGGAGAUCGCAAAAGACAGCGGCAACAUGUGCAAUCCGAGGAACAUGGCCAAUUUGGCGGCGCAACUAAAAAAGCACGGAAGAGUAGAGACGUCAGUGUUGUAAAAAUAUUUCUCACUAGCGGCGCCUGCAGCAGUAGUGCGUAG
Amoebophrya sp. A25 is the source of this 963-nucleotide messenger RNA. Lineage: Eukaryota; Dinophyceae; Syndiniales; Amoebophryaceae. The record is from the annotation of a GenBank genome assembly.